AUGUACUGUACAAGAAGGAAGAGACUGCAGCUGAGCCGAGUUCUGUUCCUCCUCUCUGGCGUUUUCCUCUGUACCCUCUACCAGCUGACCAUCAGUACCAGACUGCAAAAGCCUUUGCCAAUGCCUCGGACUGGAGAGGAUUUUGGAGAGGGUUCAGCAGAGGGGGUUGAGGAGGCUACAGUGGAGCCUCAAGGGCUGGAGGAACCUCUCACUGCAGUACAUGAAUUAGAGCCCACAGAUCAAACAACGCCUGAGAUGCAUGUGGUAAAUCGUCUGGAUACAGCCUCAGAUGUGAAAGCAUCCACCCCCACUGAAUCUCCACCGUUGCCGACCACAAACCGGACUAUUGUGCAUUGCAUCUACGUGGCCCCUGAGCCUCCACAGAAGACAUCCACACCAGCUCCAUCUCCUCCUGUAACUACCAUCACUCCAGCUUCUCCCGGUGAGGCUCCACAUAUUAAGGGUGAAUACCCUGAAGAUCUCUUUUCUAUUGAAGAACGCAGACAAGGCUGGGUGAUCCUCCACAUUUUUGGGAUGGUAUAUAUGUUCGUGUCACUUGCCAUUGUGUGCGAUGAGUUCUUUGUUCCUGCGCUGGGGGUAAUCACAGACAAGUUAGCAAUUUCUGACGAUGUGGCAGGAGCCACCUUCAUGGCUGCUGGAGGUUCUGCCCCUGAGCUUUUUACCUCCUUGAUAGGGGUCUUCAUCGCUCACAGUAACGUGGGCAUUGGCACAAUUGUUGGUUCAGCAGUUUUCAACAUUUUGUUUGUGAUUGGAAUGUGUGCUUUGUUUUCUCGAGAGGUACUUCAUCUAACUUGGUGGCCACUUUUCAGAGAUGUCUCCUUCUACAUACUUGACCUCAUCUUACUCAUCAUCUUCUUCUUGGAUAAUGUCAUAAUCUGGUGGGAGAGCAUGAUGCUGGUGGCCAGUUACACUUUCUAUGUGAUUUUCAUGAAGUUUAAUGUGCAAAUAGAGCGGGCCUUCAAGACCCAACUCUACAAACACAAGAACAUUGUCAAAGUCAUUAGUGUGGAGGAACCCGAAAAGACAAAUGGGGAUGACGAAGAUAAUGCCCCUCCUGCUCCAGAGGACAAGAAUCUGUUAAAGUUGAAGCCAUCCCUUAAGCGAGGGGGAAGUUCAGCUUCUUUACACAACAGCACCAUGAGAAACACCAUCUUCCAACUCAUGAUCCACACGUUAGACCCUCUAGGAGAUGGCAAAUUUAAGGAUAAGGCUGAGACUCUGAAUAAUGUGGCUAGACGGACGGCAGAGAGCAAAGCUCAAGACAAAAGUGAAGAUGGUGGGGGGAAGAGUGAGCAGACCAAAGAGCCAGAGGCCGUCCCAGCAACAGAAACAAAGGAGGAGGAGCAGCCAGAGGAGAAGAAGGUAAUCGCCAACCCUGUCCUGGUGGUUAUCAAAAAGCCCAGAAGUCAGUCUUUGAUACCUGUUUACGAGGAUGUGCCUGCAGGAGAGGAUGGGUCAGGGAGCUCAGAGGACUCGAACAGUGACGAAGAUGGCAGCGAUGAAGACAGCGAUGAGUCCAGUGAAGACGAGGAUGAUGAUGAUGAGGAUGAAGAUGAGGAAGAGGAAGACGAGGAGAAAGAGGAUGAGCCUCUGUCUUUAGAGUGGCCUGACACACGACGCAGACAAGCCACCUACCUCUUCCUGCUGCCCAUAGUCUUCCCUCUGUGGCUCACAGUUCCUGAUGUUCGCAAGCAGAAAUCCAGAAAAUUCUUUGUGGUCACCUUCCUGGGCUCUAUUCUGUGGAUCGCUAUCUUCUCCUACCUCAUGGUGUGGUGGGCCCAUCAGGUGGGCGAGACCAUUGGCAUCUCCGAGGAGGUUAUGGGCCUUACAAUCUUGGCUGCAGGGACGUCCAUCCCUGACCUCAUUACCAGUGUGAUUGUGGCACGUAAAGGCCUGGGGGACAUGGCUGUGUCCAGCUCUGUGGGCAGUAACAUCUUUGACAUCACUGUGGGUCUGCCAGUCCCAUGGCUCCUGUAUUCAUCCAUCCACGGUUUGGCUCCAGUGGCCGUCAGCAGCAACGGGCUCUUCUGUGCCAUUGUGCUCCUCUUCCUCAUGCUCCUCUUUGUCAUCAUCUCCAUUGCAACCUGUAAGUGGAAGAUGAACAAGGUACUGGGUUUAACCAUGUUCCUGCUCUACUUUAUCUUCGUGGUGCUUAGCGUGAUGCUGGAGGAUCGCAUCAUUAUCUGCCCGGUUUCCAUCUGAGCGUGUGAACAGCAGCUCUCUCUAUAGCAGUUGCUCUCUUCGCGUGUGACCUGAAGCACAACUGUUAACCUGUACAUGUACGGAUCUCAUGAGCAUGGGUCUGGAUAUCUGUAGAAACCACGCAGAAAGCUACUGUAGCUGCUCUGCACUGCUGCCAGUGACAUUUUUUCUCACUUUUAAGCAGCAUUACACAUACUACGUUUUCUAGAACUUGUUGCAUAUUCACUUUUAGGAACAAUGGCAGCUUUUAACUUUUCUAUUACAGCAGGAGGUUCAGAACUACUGUCUAAUAUAGUGCAGAUUGUGGAGUUAUAGCAGUAAAAGAAUGAACACUAACAGGGCUGACAUUUUUUCACUGUUUACAAAACAGCAUCUACAGAAUGGAAUUAGAAAUCUACAAUACGUGCACAUUUUGGAAAAUGUAGUUUUCUAAAUGUGAAUUUUGUAUAAAAUGUAACUGUACACUUGCAACAACAACUGUUUUAUAACAUUUAUUAUACAGAACCUGAGCUUGCU
Xiphias gladius (swordfish) is the source of this 2739-nucleotide messenger RNA. RefSeq names its product solute carrier family 24 member 1 (gene slc24a1). Gene Ontology annotation, molecular function: calcium, potassium:sodium antiporter activity; calcium channel activity. Gene Ontology annotation, cellular component: membrane. The transcript has 9 exons. NCBI's taxonomy places the organism in Eukaryota, Metazoa, Chordata, Actinopteri, Istiophoriformes, Xiphiidae. The coding region runs from base 1 to 2223 and encodes 740 amino acids. Gene Ontology annotation, biological process: long-term synaptic potentiation; intracellular calcium ion homeostasis; calcium ion transmembrane transport. The record is from RefSeq and is a predicted model, not a curated record.